Molecule: messenger RNA, 1760 nt
Organism: Heterocephalus glaber (naked mole-rat)
Lineage: Eukaryota; Metazoa; Chordata; Mammalia; Rodentia; Bathyergidae
Gene: Grk7
Product: G protein-coupled receptor kinase 7
Biological process (GO): regulation of signal transduction; signal transduction; protein phosphorylation
Cellular component (GO): cytoplasm
Molecular function (GO): rhodopsin kinase activity; ATP binding
Source: RefSeq, a predicted model, not a curated record
AUGGUGGACACGGGGGGCCUGGACAACCUGAUCGCCAGCACGGCCUACCUGCACGCCCGCAAGCCCUAGGACUGCAACAGCCGGGAGCUGCGGCGGUGGCGCUGGAGCCUGGCGCUGCCCGGGCCACAGGACUGUGCCGAGCUCCGCCGUGAGCUGGUUCUCCGCUUCGACACCCUGUGCGAGCUGCAGCCCAUCGGCCUCCGCCUCUUCCGAGACUUCCUGGCCAAGGUGCCGGUGUACCGAGAGGCAUCCGCCUUCCUGGAGGAGGUGCAGGCCUGAGAGUUGUCCGAGCCCGGGCCUGCCAAGGACGUCGCACUGCAGGGGCUGCUGGCCACUUGUGUCCCUUCCCCAAGUGGCCCACACCCCUUCCUCAGCCUGGCACUGGUCACCAGGUGCCAAGCAGCCACCACCAAAGAAGAGUGUGUGGCCGUAGUGCCCCUAGCCAAGGCUGGGGCCAUGGGCUUCUUGCAGGAGCAGCCCUUCAGGGACUUCCUGGCCAGCCCCUUCUACGACAAAUUCCUGCAGUGGAAGCUCUUUGAGAUGCAGCCAAUAUCCAGCAAGUACUUCAUCGAGUUCCGAGUGUUGGGGAAAGGUGGUUUUGGGGAGGUGUGUGCCAUCCAGGUGAAAAACACUGGUAAGAUGUAUGCCUGUAAAAAACUGGACAAGAAGCGGCUGAAGAAGAAAAAUGGGGAGAAAAUGGCUCUCCUGGAAAAGGAAAUCUUAGAAAAGGUGAACAUUUUCAUCGUCUUGCUGGCCUACGCCUUUGAGAGCAAGUCCCAUCUCUGCCUGGUCAUGACCCUGAUGAACGGGGGUGACCUCAAGUUCCACAUCUACAACGUGGGCACCCGGGGCCUGGCCUUGAGCCGGGUGGUCUUCUACUCAGCCCAGAUGGCCUGUGGACUGCUGGACCUCCACAGCCUGGGCAUCGUCUACCGGGACCUGAAGCCUGAGAACGUGCUGCUCGAUGACCUCGGUAACUGCAGGCUGUCUGAUAUGGGGUUGGCUGUGCAGAUCCAGGAUGACAGGCCUGUCACCCAGAGGGCUGGAACCAAUGGUUACAUGGCUACUGAAAUCCUCAUAGAGAAGGUGAGCUAUUCCUACCCUGUGGACUGGUUUGCGAUGGGAUGCAGCAUUUAUGAAAUGGUAGUUGGACGGACACCAUUCAAAGAUUACAAGGAAAAGAUCAGUAAAGAGGAUCUAAAGCAAAGAACUCUGAAAGAGGAGGCCAUGUUCCAACAUGAGAACUUCACAGAGGAGGUGAAAGACAUCUGUAGACUCUUCUUAGAAAAGAAACCAGAACAACGCUUAGGAAGCAGAAAAAACUCUGACGAUCCCAGGAAACACCCUUUCUUCAAUACCAUCAACUUUCCUCGUCUGGAAGCUGGCCUACUUGAACCUCCAUUUGUACCAGACCCUUACGUGAUUUAUGCCAAAGACAUUGAUGAAAUUGAAGAUUUCUCUGAGGUGCGGGGGGUGUUUGAUGACACAGAUAAGAAAUUCUUCAACAGAUUUGCAACAGGUGCUGUCCCCAUCACGUGACAGGAAGAAAUCCUAGAGUCAGGGCUGUUUGAGGAACUGAACGACCCCAACCAGCCAGCAGGUUACGGGAAGGAUAAUUCAUCCAAGUCUGAUGGUGUUUGUUAUUGUGAAUUGUCCCCCUACCAGCCAGAGUCUCAGCUGACAUGGUCCCCAAUUGUUCCAGCACUGCUGAAGGAGGCUGAUUAAUUAGAGGGGACAUCUCAGCCACAGGAUAGCUCAAA